Fonsecaea multimorphosa CBS 102226 is the source of this 1146-nucleotide messenger RNA. RefSeq lists its product as uncharacterized. The transcript is spliced from 2 exons. NCBI's taxonomy places the organism in Eukaryota, Fungi, Ascomycota, Eurotiomycetes, Chaetothyriales, Herpotrichiellaceae. The coding region runs from base 1 to 1146 and encodes 381 amino acids. Gene Ontology annotation, molecular function: ferrous iron binding; oxidoreductase activity, acting on single donors with incorporation of molecular oxygen; zinc ion binding. The record is from RefSeq and is a predicted model, not a curated record.
AUGCUUCGAAAUAGCGCCCGCUCUGCAAGGACUACCGGCACCGGCGCGACCAUCGCUUUUAUAUCGAUCCUGGUCCUCCUCGUGGCAGCAGCAUUUGCGCACUUCAACUUCCUUUCAUACCCGCGGAUCCUCAACGACGACGAGGUGGCUGCCGCGCGCAUUCUCCGCUCCCUCAGAUCACUUUCUACAGGUGCUUUGAGCAGCAGGUCUUCUUCCCCGACAGCGGCCGGAAGAGGAGCAAUAAUGGCCAAACGGACGCCUGUGUAUUUUGUUUCUCAUGGUGUAAGUGUCUUCGCUCCCUCGGCCCCUCAUAUCGUGGAUCUUGUUGUCUUCAGUGUGUUUCCUGGCCCCAACACAAUGUUCGACACCGAACACCCGGUCUACCCACAGCUUCAACGGAUCGGGCGCGAGAUCACGCAGCAGGUCAAACCCUCGGCGAUCGUAGUCUUCUCAGCACACUGGCAAGCCCAAAGGCCCAACACGAUCGAGGUAAAUGUCGCGGAAGAUGAACCGUUGAUCUACGAUUUUUACGGCUUUCCUCGCAACUAUUACAUGGAGAAGUUCCCCAACCGGGGGUCGGCGAAGCUUGCCCAACAGGUCAUUGACGUCCUCGAGAGCCAUGGGAUCAAGACGCAGAAGGAAGAGAGGGGCUUGGAUCACGGCGUCUUCGUCCCCUUCAAGGUCAUGUUCAAUCCCGAAACGAACCCCCUGGGCGACGUGCCCAUCGUGCAGGUCAGUCUGUUCGACGACCACACCGACGCAGCCGCGCACAUCGGACUCGGACGUGCCGUCCAGAAACUGCGGGAGGAGAACAUCCUCAUCAUAUGCUCGGGCAUGAGCGUGCACAAUCUGCGCCAUCUCAUGAUGUUGGGCAGGGGUUCGAAUAGGACAAUGCCCUAUACGGUGACCUUUGACGAAGCUCUGAAGGUUGCGGCCGAAACCAAGCCAGGGGAGCAGAGGGAUGAGACGAUGGUUGAGUUGUUGAAGAGGGACGAUGCAAGACAGGCGCAUCCGACCUUUGAGCAUCUCUUGCCGAUCCAUAUUGCUGUGGGUGCCGGCGGGACGGAUCAGGGCAAACAAUUGUGGACGCUGCAAGAAUCGAGCAUGGCUUGGGCGCAAUACAGAUUUGGAGAGGUGGGAGCUUGA